Molecule: messenger RNA, 696 nt
Organism: Coniosporium apollinis CBS 100218
Lineage: Eukaryota; Fungi; Ascomycota; Dothideomycetes
Exons: 1
Coding region: 1-696 (231 amino acids)
Biological process (GO): chromatin remodeling
Cellular component (GO): Ino80 complex
Source: RefSeq, a predicted model, not a curated record
AUGGCCAACCCGGCGUAUAAGAAGGCGUAUGAUGAUGCUCGUGCUGAGUGUAAGGCACUCAAUGAAAAAAUAAGGGCCGAGAGAGCUACACGAGAGCAAGGGAAACAGCAAGAGCAAGGGAAACAGCAAGAGCAAGGGGAACAGCAAGAGCAGAAGCAAGCACAAUCGAAUAACACCACUGGUACAACAGCGCCUACUCAAGCGGAGCGUGAUGUCUCCCCUCCAAACUUUGUUCUCGGUAAGAACCUUCCUCUAGACGACGUUAAGAUGGCAGAGGCGGAUGAUAAUAAUAUGGGUGUAGACUCGGAGAGCAGCGAACAGUCCGCGCCCGCGCCCGCGCCCGCUAUCACGCCUAUUGUACAAUCAUCCAAGCGCAACCCGAAAGCGAACCCAGGUGCCGUUAACGCCAACCUCCGCGCACUUAACAGGAGCGGCAAGCCGUGUCGCAAGUGGGAGUGCAAGGACCUCCAAAUCAAGAGCUUUACCGGCGUCACGUGGUCCCUACCUACCUGGCGUCCCAAGGAGACCGCCGUAGACGCCAAAAAGGACGUCAAGAGCGACUCUUGUACCUUAGGCGUACACGAAGACGGCAACGGGAGAGCAUCAAGACCGAGGUCGGCGCUUCACCUCUCAGUCCUCUCCAGCUUCGGCGACGGCGACGGCGACGACAAUCUAAUGAAUCAGGAAGAUAGCUAG